Messenger RNA from Ostertagia ostertagi, 1188 nucleotides. The record is from the annotation of a GenBank genome assembly. Lineage: Eukaryota; Metazoa; Nematoda; Chromadorea; Rhabditida; Trichostrongylidae.
AUGCAUAACCUAAUACUUGAAAUAAAUUCGUCCAAGCUUGCGUAUAAUAUAUCGAUGGAGGAUGUGGCGAAAUACGUAUAUUCUGCGUUUCUAGGUCUACCUGGAAACGAGACCUGGACAGGGUUGAAGGAGGAUCGCUUCAAAGAGAGUCCUACGGAGUUUGGCAAAUUAGUAACGAGACUCGUGCAUUUUUUGUAUAACGAAAUGGACAUUUUGGAAGAAGAAGCAAUUCUGGAAUGGGCAGCUACAUUAGAUGAGGACUCCGAACUAAAGCGAAUAAUGAAGCCCAUUGUGGACUGGUUACAGGAAGACAGUGGCGAAGAAAGUGAAGAUAUGUCAUUUUUGAAUCUCGUUGAUUUCGACGGUUCCAUCAAGCGCAACAAGAAACAGGAGGCAGUAUUGAACACUUUUAAUGAUCGGGAGAAAUUUCUACGCGAGCUUGAAGCUCAAAGAAGAGCGAGAGCUAUCAAAAGCAACAAAACGCAGCUAAAACUGUGCAAAGGUCGUGGCGUGCACAAUCGAGCUCGCUUCGUUGUUUCUCAACAACUCAGGACGGAUUUUGAUAAAGUUGGGCGACCAACAACCAAGGAGGCGCUAAAUCUGCAAAUUAGGCGAAUAAAUGUGUUUUAUCACUAUCCAGAAGAUGACAGCCGCCUGGUCACGCUUUGCUCUGCGGCACUGGGUUUACGUCACAGUUGUGGCGAUGAAGACUUGGUUGGUGCUCAAAGUCGUGUAGUCUUCUAUAAAUGCCUCCUGAAGUAUUUGUCACAUUCUGGAACCGAUACGAAUUUUGUGAUGCCUAUUAGGUUCCUGGAUACAUUCGUCGAUGCUCAAGACUGUAUUUCUUUAGUGAGAAUGGGAUAUUUCGAAUGCUUGCUGAGUUUAAUCGCGAAGCUAUCUCCCCAUUACGACGAGGAAAUUACCUUCGUAAUGGAAAGGCGCUUACCACCACGCCUUGAAUCGCUUUGUGAACAUCUGAUGGUACCUAUUAUGCGAACAUCUUCAAAAGAAAGGGUAUGGGCAUUGCGCUCCUUAUUCCGAUCAGUACUUGUUAGCAAGGACUUGUCUUCGAUGGUCUUAGUUGUGAUACCUUAUAUUUCUCGUUGCUUUUAUGGCUCUAAGAUUUCUCUUCGUGAUGUUUUGCAAGCCUUUGGGCAACAUCCUUCGGAUGAUUCUGUGCCUGUAGGA